GCUAUAGUCUCUCUCAAUUCUCAAACAUUGUGAGAGAUAUCUGGUACUAAGAUUUUUAUAGAAAAAAGAGAGAAUGGAAGAUGAAAUUAGCCAUGAAAAUUCUGCACACGGGCAUAACAAGGGUAGCCCCGAGAGCCCGUGUGCAAAAAUCAGCUGCAAUGGCAACAACAACAACAACAAAGAACAAGAUCGUUUCCUCCCGAUCGCAAACGUCGGGAGGAUCAUGAAAAAAGUGAUUCCGAGUAACGGGAAGAUAUCGAAAGACGCGAAAGAAACCGUCCAGGAAUGCGUGUCGGAGUUCAUCAGCUUCGUCACGGGGGAGGCCUCGGAUAAAUGCCAAAGGGAAAAGAGAAAGACCAUUAACGGAGAUGACAUCAUUUGGGCAAUCACGACCCUAGGGUUUGAGGAAUACGUAGGACCCUUAAAAUUGUACCUAAGCAAAUAUAGGGAGAUUGAAGGAGAGAAGCUUAAUAUUCCAAAGCAGCAAAGAUCUGAACAAAAGCAGCAACAACAACAAUCAAAACAUGAACAAAAUAUACCUAAUUUCAAUAGCAAUGUGUAUUCACCACCAAAUUUAUUGUCUCGUCACACGUCGUUUGUGCCUUCUGAUCAACCAUUCUCAUUGCCUUUCUCAUCCAAUAACAUUCAAAAGCAAUUACAGCAGCAAGACCAGGUUGAUUCAGUGGGGUACUGGUAAGAACAACGGCAAAUAUGUUUUUUCUUUUUCUUUUUUCAAUUUUUCUUCUCGACAACAAGCUUUGAAUUGCAAUGUUGUUAAUACAUUUCGUAUAC
This is a messenger RNA of Hibiscus syriacus, 792 nucleotides long. Its product is annotated as nuclear transcription factor Y subunit B-7-like. Gene Ontology annotation, cellular component: CCAAT-binding factor complex; nucleus. NCBI's taxonomy places the organism in Eukaryota, Viridiplantae, Streptophyta, Magnoliopsida, Malvales, Malvaceae. Bases 74 to 697 code for a protein of 207 amino acids. The record is from RefSeq and is a predicted model, not a curated record. Gene Ontology annotation, molecular function: DNA-binding transcription activator activity, RNA polymerase II-specific; RNA polymerase II cis-regulatory region sequence-specific DNA binding; protein heterodimerization activity. The transcript has a single exon. Gene Ontology annotation, biological process: regulation of transcription by RNA polymerase II.